AUGACACUGGAAGUAGCAAGGGUGGAAGCAGAUGUCGCUUCAGGUACAUUUCUAGUAAAUAAUUUUCCUGCCAAUAUACUAUUUGAUUCCAAAUUUGAUUACUCCUUUAUACUGCAUAAAUUUGGUAGAAGAAUAGUGUUGCCUAUAGAUGAAAUAGAUAGUGCUCUAGUAGUAGAGGUAGCUAGUGGAAAAUUUGUCCUUGUUAGUGAUUGCAUUAGGAAUAUCAUCAUCGAAUUGAAUAGUUAUAAAUUCCACGAGGAAUUGUUGCCCAUUGAGUUGAACGGAUUCGACAUAGUUUUAGGAAUGGAUUGGCUUAAUGCGAACGAUGUCGACAUCAAGUGUAGAAAGAAGAUUAUGGUGAUCAAACCAUCUGGAAGUGAACCAUUUAUGGUGUACAGGGACAAACAUAGAGUAAACUUUGGGAUCAUCUCCCUGAUGAAAGCCGGAAAGUGUAAAUCAUCCCAAAAAUCAUGA
Lactuca sativa (garden lettuce) is the source of this 474-nucleotide messenger RNA. RefSeq lists its product as uncharacterized. The record is from RefSeq and is a predicted model, not a curated record. NCBI's taxonomy places the organism in Eukaryota, Viridiplantae, Streptophyta, Magnoliopsida, Asterales, Asteraceae.